Messenger RNA from Stylophora pistillata, 960 nucleotides. RefSeq names its product trace amine-associated receptor 2-like. Gene Ontology annotation, cellular component: membrane. The record is from RefSeq and is a predicted model, not a curated record. Gene Ontology annotation, molecular function: G protein-coupled receptor activity. Gene Ontology annotation, biological process: G protein-coupled receptor signaling pathway. NCBI's taxonomy places the organism in Eukaryota, Metazoa, Cnidaria, Anthozoa, Scleractinia, Pocilloporidae.
AUGAUAAACAUCUCCAUGACUAGUUUUACAAACGCUACAAACACGACCGAUAGGGAAAGCGAUACAGAAGAUGUCCCAUCAGUGGCUGGCUCUAUAAUUAUAAUCAUCAUCAACACAAUCACUUGUCCCAUCACAGUUCUGCUCAACCUACUGGUGAUAAAGGCUGUGAAAACGACACCUCGACUUCGAACCAACAGUAAUAUCUUGCUGGCCUGUUUAGCGGUGACUGAUGUAUUAGCAGGUCUCAUUGGCCAGCCUUUAUUUAUCAUGUGGAGGGUGGACGAGUUGUAUGGUUUCGGUAACAGUGAAACGCUUGAAAUCUACUUUGUCCAGUGUUUAGUUGUAAUGAUAACAGCUUCAUACCUUCAUCUGAUGUUGGUUACAUUGGAAAGACUCAUAGCCAUCAAGUUUUCGAUGCAAUACUCAGACAUUGUAACUUAUAAGAACAUGAGGAUAGCAGUGUUAGCAGCUUGGAUCAUUCCGCUCAUUAUUGGGGUCUUCAGAAUUUUGAAAAUGGUCGUUCUGGUACGUUUUUCUGCAGGCCUUCUCAUUAUUUCCUGCGUUCUCUUUCUUACCUUCUCUUACUUCAUCAUGUAUCGUGAAACACGUCGUCAUCGACACAAAAUAAAAACUCAACAACUGCCCCAAGAAGAAGUGGAAAGGUUUGCCAAAGAGAACAAGGCGCUUAAGACAACUGUAUUUGUAGUUGGUGCCGUUAUUGUUUGCCUUCUUCCACUUUGUUUCUGUCUGAUCGUAACAGCUUCAGCACUAUUUGAUUCUUGCCCCAUCAAUGUGCCAUCGAUGCUAACAUGUGCCAUGAUAAACUCGCUCGUGAAUCCACUUAUUUACUGCUGGAGACAAAAAGAAAUGAAAAAAGUCAUUCUUGGAAGAAGAACCAGGGUCGAGCAUUUAGAGAUACAAUUAAGGAGGGGAAGGUUGAGAAAAGAGUGGGCAACUUGA